ACGGUCUGAAAAUACUAGUGUAAUUUCGCAAAUUGGUCUGGGCAAACCGUCUGAAAAGUCUAGUGUGUUAAGGGUCAUUCGAUUACUAAAAAUUUUGUGCUGUUUUUCAACACUUCCUCCAAUUUCUUGCAUCUGGCAAUGCAAUUUUGUUAUCAAAUCUUGAACAGAUGUUUCUUUAACAGCUUUAAACUACAGUACAUACAAAUGGCAGUGCAAAUACAUUUUAGAAUUAUUUUACCACAAUAAAGCAACAAUUUAAUUAAUAAUAAUGCAUAUACAACAGCUGCGCAAGUGUACAAAAACCAUUCUGCUUUGCCUCAAUGCCACUAAGUCCGGGCAACUAUGCCAAAUAAGCAACGCCAAGUGCCUUCGAAGAUCGUUGGAACCCGUGUUGGACCAAAACAAAAGUGUCUCAGUGGAUACUGCUAAGCACUUCGAAUUCCAUGGCCACUGGCCGGCUGACGAACAGCAUCGUUUUCUCAAAGACAUGCGACUGCAUACAAAUUUUGUAAGUGUCGAAGAGGAAGCCAAAUUGCUAGAAGAAAUUGAGCCCUACAUGAAGAGAAGACCUUAUGAGUACGAUCAUUGGGAUGAUGCUAUACAUGGCUUCCGCGAGACAGAGCGCAAGCAUUGGUAUCCACACAACCGCCUGGUACUCGAACGCCUACAACAAAUAGCGUUUAUUGAUGAGAUCAAACCGCAUGUGCAUAUAUUGGACCUGGCGGCAGAGGGCGUUAUUAAGCCGCAUGUGGAUAGCACGAGGUACUGCGGCAAUACAAUAGCAGGCAUAAGUUUGUUAAGUGACUGCGUUAUGCGGCUGGUGCGCGUUGACGAGCGUAAAUAUCAACAGGGGAAAGCCGUGGAGCCUCCUACAGAAGCGCUAAAAAAUAGCAGUAGUGACAGUAAAGCCGACAUUGCUGCCACAUCAAACGUAUCUCCUGAAGAAGACGAUGCCUAUCGUGAUCGACCAGAAACCACAUUGGAAAAUAAUUUCUACGUGGAUGUGCUGCUACGUCGACGUUCGCUAUACAUAAUGAGUAAUUCCUCACGCUACAAUUUCACGCAUGAAAUACUCGCCAACGAUGUAUCACACUUUCAAGGGCAGCAUAUCAAAAAGGAUAGACGCAUAUCGAUUAUUUGUCGAAAUGAUCCAUGAAAGUGAGAUGCUGUUGCGUGUCUAUGUAACUACUUCGGGAGAAGUUGUAAAGCACUCGCUGUUUGGAGCAAGGCCCUGCACUAUAACUUUAUUUAUUUAGUUGGAUUUUAGAGAGAAUAUAGAGCUUUAUAUUAUUGUUAAUGAAUAUAAUUGCAUAUUUUAAGUAAUUUAA
Messenger RNA from Rhagoletis pomonella (apple maggot), 1328 nucleotides. RefSeq names its product alpha-ketoglutarate-dependent dioxygenase alkB homolog 7, mitochondrial. Gene Ontology annotation, cellular component: mitochondrial matrix. The record is from RefSeq and is a predicted model, not a curated record. Gene Ontology annotation, biological process: DNA damage response; fatty acid metabolic process. Lineage: Eukaryota; Metazoa; Arthropoda; Insecta; Diptera; Tephritidae.